Molecule: messenger RNA, 1668 nt
Organism: Lactuca saligna
Lineage: Eukaryota; Viridiplantae; Streptophyta; Magnoliopsida; Asterales; Asteraceae
Source: the annotation of a GenBank genome assembly
UUGCUAGCUACUUCCAUCAUGAUUAAAUUGCUAUUCUUACAAACGUUUUUCCUUUCUUUUUUCCCAUUCAUCAUUUUGAUGAUUUUUAUUGGUUGUAGAUGGUUGUCCUUUCGUUCCAAGACCAAGAAAAGCUUACCACCGUCUCCAUGGAAGCUUCCGAUCAUCGGAAACUUCCAUCAGCUGGGCUCAAGCCCCCAUCGCUCUCUCCAUUCCUUGUCGCUGAAACAUGGCCCACUCAUGCUCAUUCACCUCGGCAACGUACCUGUUCUUGUAGCAUCGUCAGCUAAAGCAGCCAUGGAGAUUAUGAAAUUCCAUGAUUUAUCUAUCUCUGGUCGACCCCGACUAAUGAUGACUAAUAUUCUACUAUAUGGCUGUAAGGAUAUAGCCUUUUCUCCUUAUGGGGAAUACUGGCGUCAGUUGAAGAGCAUAGUCAUAUGCCAUCUUUUAAGUAAUAAGCAAGUCAAGUCUUUCAGAAGAAUGAGAGAAGAAGAGAUAGGUGUUACAAUUGGCAUGCUUGCAGAAAGCUGUGGUUCAACAGUUGAUUUGGGUGGAUUGAUAGUUUCACUUGCAAAUAAAAUAACUUGUAGGGUGGCUUUUGGAAGAACAUAUGAUCAUCAUGGGUCAAAGUUCACAAGUUUAUUGAUAAGGUUCAUGAAUAUGCUAGGUGUUUUUUGUGUUGGGGAUUACAUUCCAUGGUUGUCAUGGGUGGAUCGACUCAAAAAUUUAGAGGGCAAUGCAAAGAAAAUUGCUACAGAGUUUGAUGAUUUUCUUGACUGUGUUCUUAAAGAACAUAGAAGUAAGAAAAAAGGGGAAGACGCUAAGAGCGAUAAAGACCAAGAUUUAGUUGACAUCUUACUAGAUGUCCAAAAAAACGAAACAACUGGCUUUACCCUUGGCGACGAUACUCUUAAAGGGGUCAUAUUGGACAUGUUUUCUGCUGGAACGGAUACGACUUAUACAAGUUUAGAGUGGGCAGUUAGUGAGCUUAUAAAGCACCCAUCGGUAAUGAAAAAGUUACAGCAAGAAGCAACAAUAAUUGCACAAGGCAGAUCGACGAUUCUGGAGGAGGAUUUGGAAAAGAUGCAAUACCUAAAAGCUGUCAUAAAAGAGUCCUUGCGAUUGCAUGCUACAGUCCCAUUUCUUCCUCGAGAAACAACUGAAGACGUGAAACUAAUGGGGUACGAUAUUCCCGUAGGCACACAGUUGCUAGUCAAUGCUUGGGCCAUAGGAAGAGAUCCUACUGUGUGGGAAGAUUCAAACAAAUUUAUGCCAGAGAGGUUCUUGAAAGACAAUUCAACUUCAACCUACUAUCAAAGCACUCAUUAUGAUUGGCUUCCAUUUGGUGCUGGUCGAAGAGGGUGCCCGGGUAUUCAAUUUGCUACAACUAUCAUGGAGCUUGCUUUAGCAAAUAUGGUUCAUAAGUUCGAUUUUGCAUUGCCAAAUGGAGUAAAAAAUGAGGAUAUUGACAUGAGUGAGACAUAUGGCAUUACAGUCCACAAGAAGUCCUCUUUAAUGGUGGUUGCGAGUCAGCGAUUCUAGUUGUUGAGCAUAAACCAUAUAAACUUAAUAAGCUAUCCAACUUCAACUCGGUCCAUUUAGCUACAAUAAUAAAUCAACUAGUUUGAAUUGUUUUUGUUAUUUGGGAAUAUUGUUGUUGUGCGGAAGCGU